Messenger RNA from Prorocentrum cordatum, 2643 nucleotides. The record is from the annotation of a GenBank genome assembly. Lineage: Eukaryota; Dinophyceae; Prorocentrales; Prorocentraceae.
AUGGCGGCGACGUCGCCCGGAUCGCAGCUGGGCAGGGAUAUGACGCAUUUGGGAGGAGGAGAGAUCGCCACCGCCAGCUCGAUGCAGCCACAGGCGCUGCAACUAGCCUGCGACCCACGGCGCCUGGCGCCGCACCCGGCCCGCUCCGCCAUCGAGGCGGCGGGCGCCGCGCUGGAGGGCAACAGGGCGACAGCGGGCUCGCUGCGCCGCGGCUCGGCUGAGGACAGGCAGGCGACGAAGCGCGUUGGCCCUUCGGAGCCCGGCUCGGGCCCCGCGGCCCCGCGGGGCCUCGCGAAGUGCGACGUCGAGGCCGCGCUGGAGAAUAACAUCGGCGGGCACCUCCACAAGACCAACCCGCCCGUCGAGUGGGCCAGCAUCAAGGAGUGGCCCCAGCGGGCUGACUCGAGGACGAGGUGGGACACAAGCUACUGGCUGGAGACCCUGGGCGGCGGCCUACAACUUCCGCGCGUGGCGAGGUACCUGUUGUGCAUCGACCUGCUGCUCGCCCACGGCACGGGCAAGCCCCGCCCCGCGGACGCGGCAAGCAGCAUCGGAAGAACGAGGACCGUCGCCACCCCACUGAUCGGGCGCGGACUGAUGGCGCUCCGCCAUGCCGAGUCCCGCCUGCCCCCCCUCCUCAACGACUGCCACUUCUGGGGCGACGUGCCGCGCGGCCUCAGGCGUUGUCAUAGCUACCCCGGGUACACGCCGCACGACCUCCUCCAGCACUGCGGUUCCAAAGGCUCGGACGACUCCACCGCCUCGCACUACGACUCCACAGGCUCGCACGACUCGACCGCCGCGCCCGAAAGCAGCACCUCGGAGGCUCUGAUCAGCCCGAGGGGGGACAGGCUGGAGCAGCACGACGACCCCGAACCAGAUCUCCCCGCGACCUCGCAGGCGGCGGCGUGCGCUCCUGGAGGCCCUGACGACCCACAGUACCCGGACACCGACAGCGACUUCGACUACACCGCCGUCCGCUCUACCUGGCGCAAUGCCGCAGACGCUGUCCCCACAGGAGAGCAGCCGGAGCCGGCUCCGCCAGGCAUCCUCCUCGAGGCGGGUGGCGUGGCUCGUGCGCCCCACGGCCCCCCUGCGCCGCAGCGCCUGGCUGGCGUGGACCAGCCGCUGCAGGCUCCAGCUGCCGUGCAGGCUGGCAGGUGCCGUGGUAGAAGAGCGCGCGCGGCCUUGGCCAGCACGAUGAAGGUGGUCCCGCGCGAGAAGGACGUCCGUGGCAUCACCACGGUGAUGCUGCGCAAUCUGCCAGUCAGGUGCAAGACGGACAUGCUGGUUCACGCGCUGGAUAUUUCAGACGUCCGGGAUACCUACGACUUCUGCUACGUCCCAUGCGAUUUCGUUUCCGGCAACAGUAAGGGGUACGCGUUCGUAAAUUUUCAGUCGCCAGCCAUCGCGAGUUACUUCAAGAGGACGUGGCACGGAACAGAGCGAUUUCCAGACCAUCUCGACAAUCGUGCUUUGCAGGUGACCGCCGCGCACAUCCAGGGAUACGAGGCCAACAUCACUAUGGCAAGCAAGGCCGGUGGCAUUCGAAGUCCCAACUACCGCCGGCUCGUCUUCAGCAAGCGGACCCUGCCAGCUGCCUCGCCAGCGUCCGAGCUCCCAGCGACACCUUCGCAGAGCAGCGGCUCCAGCGGCUCCGCGGAGGGAGCCGUCCCGCAGGGGCCGCGGCCAAGGCCGCCGGGCACGGUCUCGGUGUGCGUGGGUGCCGGCCUCCAGGAGUCCGCCGACGAGCGCAGUGUCCAGCACCAGUCGUCUCCUGCUGGCUGGCCGUCGGCAGGUUGGCUGGGCGACCUCUGCCGGCAGGCCGGCCGCGCAGCGUGGCCGACCUGCGCCCCGGGCCCCCACCACAUCGCGCCGCAGCAGCAGCUCGGGGGCAGGCCAGCGGAGCAGGCCGAGAGCGCCGCGAUCUCCGCCCUCGCGUGGGACGAGGCGUCUGGAGGCGCUGCUGCUGGGGCGCUGCUGGCGGCCAGGCCUCGGCGCGACGCCGCUCCCGACUGCGGCCUUCGGCGGUCUUCGGCGGCCUUCGACGGCCUGCGGCCGUCCUGUGCCCGGCCCGCGCUCGGGGUCGCCAUGGAUCCCCUGCGCGAGGCGUGCGUGUCAGGGGACCUGAAUGCCAUGGAGCUCUGGGAGCGGCUGCUGCCUGGCGCCGACCUGGAAGAGCGCCCCGACGGCAGCAACACGUUGGUGCACUACGCCGCGAUGGGCAGGGGGGGACCGGACGCCGUGGCGCUGCUCCUGCGGGCGCGGGCCUCGGCGGUGGCCGCCACGAAUGAGGGGAAGCAGCCGCUGCACCUGGCGGCCGAGAACGCCCGGCACGGCGCGGGCCUCGUGCCGCUGCUGCUCGAGGCGCGCGCGGACGCGGACGCGAGGACGACCGCGAACCGGACGCCGCUCCCUCGCGGCCGUCGACGGCCAGCUGGAGGCCGCGGUGGCCCUGCUGGCCGCGGGGGCGGGCGUCCGACCUGUCGGCCACCGACAACCUGGGCAGGACCCCUGCGGAGAUGGCCGAGGACAACAGGUGGGCCGAGCUCGCCAGGGAGCUCCGCGCCCCCGGGGGCGGGGCGGACGGAGGCGCCCCCGGCUGAGGAGGGACCUGCCUCGCGGCCCCAGCUGCCCGCUUGA